AUGGAGAUGGGUCACGUGACUGUGCCGCCCCCUGUCGCAGAUCACCUUUAUUUACGCGAUGACGCGGAUUAUUUACCGAACGUCUGCACAUAUGACACUGCUACCAUAACACCCUACAAGCAAUUGAUUAAGGGCGUCUUCAAGAGCAUGGCGCUAGAUCGCCGAAGGCUUCCUGGUUGUAUGUCUGAAUUCCAGGCUCUUAAAUCCUCCGCGUCAACGCCGUCGCUGCGGUCCCGGGAGUCUGAGCUUGUAGAAAUGGGUCGUACUACCCCUGAUAACGGUGCUGGUAAUAUGAACCCAAAAACUCAGGAGACAAUCCUAUUGAUACCAAAUGCUACAGACGCGGCCAACUCGCGUACUCAGAGCAGGAAGAUCAUGGAGGAGAAACAUUUCACAUUCGACAACUCUUUUUGCUCUCAUAAUCCAAACGCAGAGCACUAUGCUCACCAGGAAGAGAUAUACAACGCUUUAGGGGAAGAGUUCCUUGACCACAAUUUCGAAGGCUAUCACACAUGCAUCUUUGCUUAUGGACAAACGGGUUCUGGAAAAUCAUACACAAUGAUGGGUACACCGAGUGAACCAGGUCUGAUACCGCGGACGUGUGAAGAUCUUUUUCAAAGGAUUGAGUCGUGCGAUUCAACCCACAUAUCUUAUACCGUCCGGGUUUCGUAUUUCGAAGUCUAUAACGAGCAUGUUCGGGAUCUUCUUGCACCUGUGCAACGCUCUUCAAGCGAGCAUCCGUAUUACCUUAAAAUUAGAGAAUCUCCUACCGAAGGCCCCUACGUGAAAGACCUCACAGAUGUCCCCGUCCGCAAUUACGCAGAACUCCUUCGUUGGAUGCGUCUUGGAGAUGUGAGCAGAACGACAGCGUCGACGAAAAUGAAUGAUACAUCCUCUCGUUCUCAUGCGGUGUUUACCAUCAUGCUGAAGCAGAUACACCACGAUAUUGCCACUGACAGCACCACCGAGAGAUUGGCACGUAUUCGUUUGGUCGAUCUUGCAGGAAGCGAACGCGCAAAAGCUACUGAAGCCACGGGGGCUCGGCUUCGCGAAGGAAGCAACAUUAACAAAUCACUGACUACUCUGGGUCGUGUGAUAGCCGCACUGGCAGACCCUCGGCACAGCCGCUUGCACAAUGGGGGAAGAAGCAGAAGUAAAGAUGUUGUGCCAUACCGAGACUCCGUCCUGACAUGGCUCCUGAAAGAUUCCCUAGGUGGAAAUAGUAAAACGGCCAUGAUCGCCUGCCUUGCGCCAUCGGAUUAUGACGAGACACUCAGCACGCUCAGAUACGCGGAUCAAGCCAAACAUAUCCGUACACGAGCCAUCGUGAACCAAGACUCCGUUUCGGCUGCACAGCGGGAUGCGCAAAUUGCAGACAUGCAAAACACCAUUCGAGAAUUGCAGCUCCAGGUCAGUGUAGCUAAUCAGAGUGCCAAUGAGCGGAUGGCACGGGGACGAGAGGCAUUGAACGCGGCUGAGAAGGGAGCUGGUGCUAGAGAUGACAAGCUGGAAGAGUAUCAGAGUAAAGUCGAAAGGAUGCAGAGAAUGAUGGAAGAGGAGAGGCUGGUUGGUGAGAGCAAAAUUCGCCAACUAAUGGAACAGAAUGAGGCAUUGAGAUUGCAUCUGAAAUUGGCGGUGGAGAGUCUCCGAAAUCCUAUCACAGUCACACCACAUACCGAAAUUGAAGAGGAUGAUGUCGGCAUAGAUAGGGACCAACCAAUUGGCAAAGGAGAAGCGGAGUUCGCGGCACAAGAAGAGAAUACGAGGCCCGUACCCGAAAUAGAUGAGGACGAGGGUUAUCAUGAUGACGAGAGAAUUGAGGCCGAGGCUAUUGAGAUGCAGAUGAGGAUGGCGGAAUUGCUUAAGGAUCUUGGUCUGUUCAAGAGAAAGAUCGCCGAUGAUCAUGAACGUUUCAGUGUCGACUCAGAGAAACCCGCUCAGGGAGGAUUAGGCGUGAUGUGA
Messenger RNA from Bacidia gigantensis, 1962 nucleotides. RefSeq lists its product as uncharacterized. NCBI's taxonomy places the organism in Eukaryota, Fungi, Ascomycota, Lecanoromycetes, Lecanorales, Ramalinaceae. Gene Ontology annotation, cellular component: microtubule; kinesin complex. The transcript has 2 exons. The record is from RefSeq and is a predicted model, not a curated record. Bases 1 to 1962 code for a protein of 653 amino acids. Gene Ontology annotation, molecular function: microtubule binding; ATP hydrolysis activity; microtubule motor activity. Gene Ontology annotation, biological process: microtubule-based movement; cytoskeleton-dependent intracellular transport.